AUGAAAAAUAAAUGCCUGCCAAUUUGUUACGGAGUGCAUCCAAGGCCCACACCACUUGGAUCUGCCUAUGUCAGAGAGUAUGUCCCAGGCCCACCCCACUUGGAUCUGCCAAUGUCAGAUCUCCCAGGCCCACCCCACUUGGAUUUGCCUAUGUCAAAUCUCCCAGGCCCACCCCACUUGGAUCUGCCUAUGUCAGAUCUACCAGGCCCACCCCACUUGGAUCUGCCUAUGUCAGAUCUCCCAGGCCCACCCCACUUGAAUCUGCCUAUGUCAGAUCUCCCAGGCCCAUCCCACUUGGAUCUGCCUAUGUCAGAUCUACCAGGCCCACCCCACUUGGAUCUGCCUAUGUCAGAUCUCCCAGGCCCACCCCACUUGGAUCUGCCUAUGUCAGAUCUCCCAGGCCCACCCCACUUGGAUCUGCCUAUGUCAGAUCUCCCAGGCCCACCCAACUUGGAUCUGCCUAUGUCAGAGAAAACUAUGUCAGGAACACGGAACUCACAUAGAAUUUGUCCUCCAUUGUAA
Messenger RNA from Mercenaria mercenaria, 522 nucleotides. RefSeq lists its product as uncharacterized. The record is from RefSeq and is a predicted model, not a curated record. NCBI's taxonomy places the organism in Eukaryota, Metazoa, Mollusca, Bivalvia, Venerida, Veneridae. The coding region runs from base 1 to 522 and encodes 173 amino acids. The transcript is spliced from 2 exons.